Molecule: messenger RNA, 912 nt
Organism: Botrytis porri
Lineage: Eukaryota; Fungi; Ascomycota; Leotiomycetes; Helotiales; Sclerotiniaceae
Exons: 5
Coding region: 113-802 (229 amino acids)
Biological process (GO): mitochondrial electron transport, NADH to ubiquinone; mitochondrial respiratory chain complex I assembly
Cellular component (GO): membrane
Molecular function (GO): NADH dehydrogenase activity; 4 iron, 4 sulfur cluster binding
Source: RefSeq, a predicted model, not a curated record
CCAAUCACAGAAAGUCAUUUCGAAAUCAAGUCGUAAAGUUCCGACAACCCUCAAAUAAUAUCAUACCCAAGUUACAGAUCUCCAACAAUCCUGCCACGAGCAACCCUCCACAAUGGCAACAACAAAGCCCAUAACUAUGCUCGUGGUGCGCAGUCGUCCAUUAACUACUUUGACUGCAUCAACAAUUCGCACAUACACACCCGUUGCAUCCAGAGCAGCUUUCUCAACUUCUCAAUUUCGAGGCGCCACCCCAGCCGGUCCUCCCCCGCCCGGCUUCAGACUGCCAAAACCUGUAAGAUGGAAUGAGAGUAAGGAGAGUACGAUGGAUAAGGCAGGGAAAUACUUCCUCAUGUCAGAGAUGUUCCGGGGAAUGUACGUAGUACUAGAACAGUACUUUAGACCUCCAUAUACAAUUUAUUAUCCUUUCGAGAAGGGUCCAAUUUCUCCUCGAUUCAGAGGCGAGCACGCUUUACGAAGAUACCCUUCAGGAGAAGAACGAUGCAUUGCUUGCAAGCUUUGCGAAGCUAUCUGUCCCGCACAAGCUAUUACGAUUGAAGCGGAGGAGCGUGAAGACGGAAGUCGCAGAACGACCCGAUACGAUAUCGAUAUGACAAAAUGUAUUUAUUGUGGUUUCUGCCAGGAGAGUUGUCCAGUUGAUGCUAUUGUGGAAUCACCAAACGCGGAAUAUGCCACUGAGACGAGAGAAGAACUUUUGUACAACAAGGAGAAGUUACUGGCCAACGGAGACAAGUGGGAGCCGGAAUUGGCGGCAGCAGCAAGGGCUGAUGCACCAUAUAGAUAACCAUAUUUUUGUUUGUUGCGAGGUGGGAAAUUGUACAUAUCAGAGGUGGUUCUUUAAAAUGCGAGUAACUGGACACAGAAAUUCUAUAAUUUGUGCAACAAAACAACUUC